This is a messenger RNA of Sphaeroforma arctica JP610, 2250 nucleotides long. RefSeq lists its product as hypothetical. The record is from RefSeq and is a predicted model, not a curated record. NCBI's taxonomy places the organism in Eukaryota, Ichthyosporea, Ichthyophonida. The transcript has 5 exons. The coding region runs from base 221 to 1996 and encodes 591 amino acids.
AUUUAUUUGAGGCUAUACUACCACUUGUGUUUAUUUCUGAUUAAUACACUCAACAGAGACGUAAUAGCGGAAAAAUAGUACAUAACAGCCCGCGGGUACAAUUUUGAACGAUUUUCAUUCCACGUGAGCAACUUGCGAUACUUUUGAUACUCUGAAGUCCUUAUAUCAUCAUCACUUGUAACUGUGGUAGUAUAUAGCAAGACCAACAGGAAGUGUCAAUAUGGCGGCCUACUCGGCAAGUAUAGGUACCUCUCAUAACCAAGGUCAAGUUGAGAUAGGCCUUGGUGAUUUCCUAGCCUCAAAGUUAGAAAAGUUCGCAGACACUAUGGGUGCGGAGAAUCCCACCGAGGAGCUGAUUUACAAAGUCACAAGCAGAGAACCGGAAGCACCCAGAGACUCGGAUAAAAAGAAAUUGCUUCGCGAAGUCCACGGAACGCACAGAGGGAUCGCUAUCAAUUGCUUGGUGCAUCGCAUGGUCAAACACAAUCACUGGCGCAUCUGCCUCAAGUCGUUGAAUCUCCUAGACUUCUUCAUUGAGAAAGGGCAGCCAGAGGUUGCACGGGAGUUCAUGCGACACAAGCGGGCCAAGAAGGCCAUGCGAGACAUGGUGAAUUUUCAAUAUAUAGAUGGAGAGGACAAAGGUGCUAGAGUACGCGCGAAAGCCAAGGAAGUGUCUAUGAAGCUCAAAGACAUAGAAAGAAGUGCAAGCGGGAGCAAUGGACCCAGAGGACCACCGCGUGGCUCCGACCGACACAGAGACGUCGGAAGCGGCAGUCGCAAUGAUAGUUUUGAGUAUACUGCCCGUUCUAGCGAUCGGGACCGGGAGAGAAACAAAUUUGCGGGUGUGGCAAAGCCCAACUACGCACAGGAUGGCACGGGCCUAUUCUCGGAUGGAGACGAAGAAGACGAGAACGAUGCGAACGAUAUGGACUGGGGCGAGGGUGGCCCUACGAAGAGCCAGGGCAGUGGCAGAGAUGGACGCAGAGGUAGAGACAGAGACGGUGACCGACAGGGAAGCGGAAGUGGGAGACGAGGAAGCAACGAGGCGCGAGACGAAGGGGAGUUCACGCGCAAGCUGAGUGGUGACGCAGGAAAGUCCGGGGACAGAAAUAGAGACAGGGCGAGAGGCACGGAUAGAGGUGACCGAUUUUCACGUAGACGUGAUGCAUCAGGAUCACCACCCAGGCAGGUGAAGAAAGGGCUGGGACGACCCGUGAGCAGAGACAACGCUAGCAUCUCUGCAUCAACAAGGAAUGCAUCGAGUGUCAAGGGCAAGAGCAAAGAUAUGAAGAUUGUCGUGGCGCUCUCGGGAUUGUCCCUGAGUGAGGAGAAGUCCGACAAGAAAUCAGAGAGAGUCAAAACGCAAGUGUCCAAUCCAGCGCCUGAAGUAGACCUGCUCGGAGAUCUAAUGGGAGGCGAUGAUGCAGUGGGUGACGACGACUUCGGAGACUUUGGAGACUUUGGCAGUGCUGUCGCAAAUACAGCCACAAAUGCUCUCGACGAUUUCGGCGAUUUUAACGCACCCGCAGCACAACCGCAAACUGCUAGCAGCGGCCAGGGUUCUUUCAAUCCAUUUGCUACGGUUGAUGUUGGGGGGGUUAAUGACUCAUUCGCCUUUGUCUCUGGGGCCACACCAGUGCCACAACAACCAGCUCAGAUGCAACCGCAGCAACACCAGUACCAACAGCAGAACACUCAACAACAACAACAACACCAAUAUCAGCAGCAACAGCAACAACAGCGACAGUUCAGUCAGACGGGCGGUCAAAAUUAUGGAAUGCAGGCAAAACUGCCGGCUAACACAGGCAAAGCCACGCCCAAUUACUUCGGGUCUUCACCAACUCCUCGACAGCAAGCACCAGCGAAGCCGACUGCCAAGACUUCCACUUUCGACGGUCUUGUAAGUCUAGAUGCUAGCUCCCUUGGGCGGGCGGGUAAUUACGCAAAUCAGAAACAGGCCCCAAAACAGACUCUGGGUCAGAUGAAGCGUCCUUGAGUGAUUGUAAAGCUGGUUGCCGGACAAAUAGACGAGGAUUAUUCUGUCGUAGCCCGCGUUUUAAUCAGCAUUGAUAACAAGUCAGGUGAAGUGAAUAUGGAACUGAUUGAAAUGAAGUUAAGACAUAUUCGUUAGCACCGAGCGAUAACUGUAGAUAGCAGUCACAAACAUAUACUUGAAAUGAUUGUACAAACUAGCGAAACACACUCAACACCCAAUAAAGGGAAGAAGUCUAUUUGCUCCUGUCCACCCCG